CAACAGAGGACGAAAACAGAGAGGACGAAAACAGAGAGGACGAAAACAGAGGACGACAAAAGAGGACGAAAACAGAGGACGACAACAGAGGACGACAAAAGAGGACGAAAACAGGACGACAACAGAGAGGAAAAAAAAAGAGAGAGGACAAAAACAGAGAGGACGAAAACAGAGGACGACAACAGAGAGGAAAAAAAAAAGAGAGGACAAAAACAGAGGGGACGAAAACAGAGGAUGACAACAGAGAGGACGACAAAGAGAGGACGACAACAGAGAGGACAAAAAAAGAGAGGACAAAAACAGAGAGGACGAAAACAGAGGACGACAACAGAGAGGAAAAAAAACAUAGAGGACGACAACAGAGAGGACGACAAAAGAGGACAAAAACAGAGACGACAACAGAGAGGACGACAACAGAGAGGACGAAAACAGAGAGGACGAAAACAGAGAGGACGACAACAGAGGACGACAACAGAGGACGACAACAGAGGACGACAAAAGAGGAGACGACAACAGAGAGGACGACAACAGAGACGACAACAGAGAGGACGAAAACAGAGGGGACGAAAACAGAGGGGACGAAAACAGGGAGGACGAAAAGGGAGGACGAAAACAGAGGACGACAACAGAGAGGACAACAACAGAGGAUGAAAACAGAGAGGACGACAAAAGAGGACGACAACAGAGGACGAAAACAGAGAGGACGACAACAGAGAGGACGAAAACAGGACAAUAGAGAGGACGAAAACAGAGAGG
This is a messenger RNA of Sphaeramia orbicularis (orbiculate cardinalfish), 756 nucleotides long. RefSeq names its product octapeptide-repeat protein T2-like. The record is from RefSeq and is a predicted model, not a curated record. NCBI's taxonomy places the organism in Eukaryota, Metazoa, Chordata, Actinopteri, Kurtiformes, Apogonidae.